This is a messenger RNA of Aspergillus vadensis CBS 113365, 1680 nucleotides long. Its product is annotated as putative disulfide isomerase. The record is from RefSeq and is a predicted model, not a curated record. The transcript has 3 exons. The coding region runs from base 138 to 1535 and encodes 465 amino acids. Gene Ontology annotation, cellular component: endoplasmic reticulum lumen. Lineage: Eukaryota; Fungi; Ascomycota; Eurotiomycetes; Eurotiales; Aspergillaceae. Gene Ontology annotation, molecular function: protein disulfide isomerase activity; protein-disulfide reductase activity. Gene Ontology annotation, biological process: response to endoplasmic reticulum stress.
GCUUCAGGACACCUUGCUUCUAUCUACUUCUUCUGUCCUUUCUUCUCUCCUUCUUCUUCUCCUCAAACUCAUCCCUGCUGGAUGAUGCUUUAGCUGCUACUCCUGAAUCCCCUCUCGCUUCUUCCUCCCCCGCAAUCAUGCUGCAGCCCAGCUCUGCAUUGCUUUUCGUCACGUCGCUUCUGGCGGCGUUGCCUGUCAACGCUGAUGGGUUGUAUACGAAGAAAUCCCCCGUCUUGCAGGUCAACCAGAAGAAUUACGACCAGCUGAUUGCAAACUCCAAUCAUACUUCGAUCGUAGAAUUCUACGCCCCCUGGUGCGGCCACUGCCAGAACCUAAAACCCGCCUACGAAAAAGCCGCAACCAACCUCGACGGCCUGGCCAAAGUCGCGGCCGUCAAUUGCGACGAUGACGACAACAAACCCUUCUGCGGCCGCAUGGGCGUCCAGGGCUUCCCUACCCUUAAGAUCGUCACCCCCGGCAAGAAACCCGGCAAGCCCCGCGUGGAGGACUACAAGGGUGCGCGGAGCGCCAAAGCGAUCGUUGAAGCAGUCGUCGACCGAAUCCCCAACCACGUGAAGCGCGCAACAGAUAAAGACCUGAACACCUGGCUCGCGCAGGAUGAAGAGUCGCCCAAGGCCAUCCUCUUCACGGAGAAAGGCACCACCAGCCCUCUCCUCCGCGCCCUGGCCAUCGACUUCCUCGGCUCCAUCCAAGUCGCCCAAGUCCGCAACAAGGAAACCGAAGCCGUCGAGAAAUUCGGCAUCACCGAGUUCCCGACCUUCGUCCUCCUCCCAGGAAACGGCCAAGACCCCAUCGUCUACGACGGCGAACUGAAGAAGAAACCCAUGGUCGAGUUCCUCAGCCAAGCCGCCGCUCCUAACCCGGAUCCUGCUCCUAAGAGCUCGACCGCACCCCGCGAUAACAACAAGAGGAAAUCCACCGAAUCUGCUCCAGAGCCCAAGGUCGCCCAGGACGACGACACCAAACCCGCCAGUGUGCCCAUCCCGGCCCCUCCCAUUGAUACCCUCCCCACCGCUGAAGCCCUCGAGGCUGCCUGUCUGAUGCCGAAAUCCGGUACCUGCGUGCUGGCUCUCCUCCCUGAACCGAGUGAGCCCGACGCAGACCUCCCCGCUCCGGCCAAGGACGCUCUCCUCAGUCUGGCUGAGAUCUCACACAAGCAUGCUGUUCGUAAGAGCAAGCUCUUCCCGUUCUACAGUGUCCCGGCUAUCAAUAGCGGAGCUAAGACCCUCCGCGCUGGGCUCGGUCUGCCGGAGGAUAACUCUGUGGAGAUCGUUGCUUUGAAUGGACGUCGUGGCUGGUGGCGCAGGUAUGACUCGGUUGAGGGCGCAGAGUACGGCCAGGAGCGUGUCGAGGCUUGGAUUGAUGCGAUUAGGUUGGGUGAGGGCGAGAAGCAGAAGUUGCCUGAGGGCGUUGUCGUUGAGGAGGUGGUUGAGGAGAAGGUUGAAGAGAAGGUCGAGGAAGUAGUCGAAGAGCCCGUCGAGGAGAAGCCGGCGGUCGACCACGACGAAUUGUAAAACACAUGAGCCGUAUGGAGUGCAUGAAUUUGUUUAUUAGCACAGGUGUUUAUUAGGUCACAUAUGUAAUUCGGACGAAGCCUGCUAGUUACUAUUAGCUGGUUUCUCAUAUUACGCAUCAAUAGCAUACAUAUUGUCUACUGUC